Molecule: messenger RNA, 1618 nt
Organism: Zea mays
Lineage: Eukaryota; Viridiplantae; Streptophyta; Magnoliopsida; Poales; Poaceae
Product: protein brittle-1
Biological process (GO): transmembrane transport
Source: RefSeq, marked validated
GCUAUUAACUUCCGCCCCCCAAAAUCCAAAAGCAGCGCAGCGAGGGAAGCGGUCACGCGCCGCCAUGGGCUACCAGGAUGCGCCGGGCGGCGGCGGGAAGCUAUCGCUCGCCAGCGUGGGCUUCGCCGGCCCGGGCGCGGGGGCAGGAGGGGGCGGCUACAAGGAGCUGCUCGUCAUGGCGCUGCCUCAGGACGACGGCCUCGACGGCGCCAAGGUCGCGGAGGCCAUCGGCGUCAGGCUACCGGACGUCGGAGGGGCCGUGAGGACUGUUUUGGAGAGCAGAGAGGCCAGAGAAUUUGCUAGUGGAGCACUAGCUGGUGCUAUGUCAAAGGCUAUUCUUGCUCCUCUAGAGACUAUCAGGACAAGGAUGGUUGUAGGAGUAGGGUCUAGGCAUAUUUUUGGUAGUUUGGUGGAGAUCAUUGAACAAAAUGGGUGGCAAGGGCUUUGGGCAGGAAAUACAAUCAACAUGCUCCGCAUUAUUCCAACACAAGCAGUUGAACUCGGAACAUUUGAAUGUGCCAAGAGGAGCAUGAUAGAAGCUCAAGAGAAAUGGAAAGAAGAUGGAUACCCAAAGAUACAACUUGGUAAUAUGAAAAUUGAGCUUCCACUUCACUUCUUAUCUCCGGUUGCUAUCGCUGGUGCUGCUGCUGGAAUAGCUGGCACAUUGGCAUGCCAUCCUCUCGAAGUUAUCAAGGAUCGCUUGACUAUCAAUCGAGAGGUUUAUCCAAGCAUUAGCCUUGCCUUCAGCAAGAUCUAUCAGACUGAUGGUUUAGGUGGUCUCUAUGCUGGCCUCUGUCCAACACUAAUUGGCAUGCUUCCUUACAGCACAUGCUACUAUUUUAUGUAUGAUUCGGUCAAGACCUCUUACUGCCGCUUCCAUAAAAAGUCAUCUUUGAGUCGCCCUGAGCUUCUACUUAUUGGGGCUCUUUCAGGUCUCACUGCAAGCACGAUCAGUUUCCCGCUGGAAGUAGCAAGGAAGCGACUGAUGGUCGGCGCUCUGCAGGGGAAGUGCCCGCCGAACAUGAUUGCUGCUUUGUCAGAGGUGAUCCGGGAGGAGGGUUUCCUGGGGCUUUACCGUGGGUGGGGGGCGAGCUGCCUGAAGGUCAUGCCAAAUUCCGGCAUGACCUGGGUGUUCUACGAGGCAUGGAAGGAUAUUCUUCUGUCUGACAGGGACAGGCAGCACGCUUAGCGAACAAGCUGUUUUUGAACAAUGGAGGCGUUGUCGUAGAUGGAGUUUGCUCAUUUUACUGGGAGUUCUGACCCAUUUUCAGUUUUGGGAAUGGGUAGAUAGGAUGUGUUUCUCUUUUCGGCUGAGUGGAAGCAUUUGCUGUGUCAUCAAUUCUGAAUCUGAUUGAUUUAUAGGUUAAGAAACGGACUUCAUGAACUCCUAAUGUAUAUCUAUCAUCUAUGUAUCCUAUAUAAGUGGAACCGCUAAGUGUCUUCUCUGGACUAUUGUUUAGCUAAUCGAGCUGACUCAGACAUAGUUUGGACUUUGGGAAACUCCUCUACCAACCAGUUUGAGCUAGACAUUUCAUUCCAGCAGAGCUCUUCUAAUUGUAUUAUUCCCAACCAGUUUGGGAAACUCAAACUCUUAUUUUGAAAUAUACACUGUUUGCUA